Molecule: messenger RNA, 981 nt
Organism: Peromyscus leucopus (white-footed mouse)
Lineage: Eukaryota; Metazoa; Chordata; Mammalia; Rodentia; Cricetidae
Product: olfactory receptor 2W3-like
Biological process (GO): G protein-coupled receptor signaling pathway
Cellular component (GO): membrane
Molecular function (GO): olfactory receptor activity; G protein-coupled receptor activity
Source: RefSeq, a predicted model, not a curated record
AUGGGCACAGCCAACGACAGCACCUUCAGCCAUUUCAUCCUUGUAGGCUUCUCUGACCGGCCCCAGCUGGAAAGGGUCCUCUUCGCGGUCAUCCUGCCUGCCUACCUCCUGACCCUGCUGGGCAACAGCACCAUCAUCCUGGUGUCCAGGCUGGACCCGCACCUGCACACCCCCAUGUACUUCUUCCUCACACACCUGUCCUUCCUGGACCUCAGCUUCACCAGCAGCUCCAUCCCGCAGCUGCUCUACAACCUCAGUGGGCAGGACAAGACCAUCAGCUAUGUGGGCUGCGCCCUGCAGCUGGUCCUGUUCCUGGGCCUGGGGGGUGUGGAGUGCUUGCUGCUAGCUGUCAUGGCCUAUGACCGCUUUGUGGCCGUCUGCAAGCCCCUGCACUACAUGGUGGUCAUGAGCCCCAAGCUCUGCCUGGGCCUGGUCUCAGUGGCCUGGAGCUGCGGGGUAGCCAAUUCUUUGGCCAUGUCUCCAGUGACCCUCAGCUUACCCCGCUGCGGGCGCCGCAGGGUGGACCACUUCCUCUGUGAAAUGCCCGCCCUCAUCAGGAUGGCCUGCGUCAACACUGCGGUUGAAGGCACAGUCUUCGUUCUGGCGAUAGGCAUCGUGCUGUCUCCCCUGGUGUUCAUCUUGGUCUCCUACGGCUACAUCGUGAGGGCCGUGCUGCAAAUCCGCUCCGCGGCAGGGCGGCAAAAGGCCUUCAACACGUGUGGCUCGCACCUCACCGUGGUCUCGCUGUUCUACGGAAAUAUCAUCUACAUGUACAUGCAGCCGGGGAACAGCUCCUCCCAGGACCAGGGCAAGUUCCUCACCCUCUUCUACAACAUCGUCACCCCUCUCCUCAACCCUCUGAUCUACACGCUCAGGAACAAGGAGGUGAAGGGGGCGCUCCGGAGGCUGCUGCUGGGCAGCAGAGAGAGAACGGAAGUAAGGGCUGGUUCCAGACAGACCAGAGGGAAGCUGUCUUGGUGA